This is a messenger RNA of Cryptomeria japonica (Japanese cedar), 630 nucleotides long. RefSeq names its product anti-H(O) lectin 1-like. The transcript has a single exon. Gene Ontology annotation, molecular function: carbohydrate binding. The record is from RefSeq and is a predicted model, not a curated record. The coding region runs from base 1 to 630 and encodes 209 amino acids. NCBI's taxonomy places the organism in Eukaryota, Viridiplantae, Streptophyta, Pinopsida, Cupressales, Cupressaceae.
AUGUCUUCGGUAGCAAAGAUCAUUUGGAUCUUUCUGACAAUUCAAUGGACUCUUAUUUUAAUUACAGAAGCCCAAAACGUUCAUUUCAAUUUCCCUCCCUUUGAUGACGAUAUCCAAUUACUGGAACACGCUCAUCGUUCUGAGUUUGGGCAAGGAAUUGAACUGACAAAGAGUACGCUUCACGACGAUUUCGACUGGAGCAUGGGUUGGGCGGUUUACAGAAGACCAGUUGAAAUAUGGAGCAAAUCUUCUGGGGCCCUUGCAAGCUUUCAGUCCUACUUCCAGUUCAAAGUAUACCGUGGAACCCCAACCAAAAUGGACUAUUAUGCUGAUGGCCUUACAUUCUUCAUGGCUCCUUUGGGAUCUCAACCACCACAAAACGGAGCAGGUAUGUGGCUUGGACUGUUAAAUAGUACAACCAACGGUAAACCAUCAACCCAAAAAUUUGCUAUUGAAUUUGAUACUUUCAAGAACGCAAUAAUAGAUGAAUACUAUGGAGUCAAUGCCAGUGAUCCGGAUGAUAAUCAUGUGGGGAUAGAUAUCAAUAGUAUCACUUCUGUGAAGACUGUUUCUUUGUCUCACAGGCUUAACAGUGGAGGAACUUGGUGUUUGAUUAUGAAGAGCGAGUAA